Fusarium odoratissimum NRRL 54006 is the source of this 822-nucleotide messenger RNA. RefSeq names its product cofilin. Gene Ontology annotation, molecular function: actin filament binding. The coding region runs from base 105 to 692 and encodes 195 amino acids. Gene Ontology annotation, cellular component: actin cytoskeleton; actin cortical patch; cytoplasm. Gene Ontology annotation, biological process: actin filament depolymerization; actin filament severing; cell motility. The record is from RefSeq and is a predicted model, not a curated record. The transcript has 5 exons. NCBI's taxonomy places the organism in Eukaryota, Fungi, Ascomycota, Sordariomycetes, Hypocreales, Nectriaceae.
UCUGUCUGCCUGACUAGGCAGAGAGGCCCCCGGACAAUUGAAUAUUUCUCCUAGAUACUAAGCUCUAGUAUCUAGUGAGAGCAAGAAGUUCUUUUGACUAUUUAAUGAAUGUGAUGUUCGCUGAUAUGUGCCUGCUGUUGGACAUUUCAACCUAUUUCACACUUCACAGCUCUCCAGUUCUCUUGGUUAUAUUGUUUUCUUUUUCUAUCAGCGAUAAAUCUUGCAAGUCAUACAAAAUGGCGUCUGCUUCUGGUGUUUUGAUUGACCAAGACUGCGUCACCGCAGCCAAUGAUCUUCGAUUUGCAAAGGGAUCGAGUAAGAUCAAGUUCGUUAUCUUCAAGAUCACCGACGACGAGCAGCGCGUUGUUGUUGAAGAGACGUCUCCUGAUACUGAAUAUGGGACUUUCCGCCAGAAGCUUCUCUCGGCGGUUGACAAGUCUGGAAAAUCGGCUCCGCGCUAUGCUCUCUACGAUGUCGAUUACGACCUUGGGGAAGAUGGGAAAAGGACUAAGACGAUCUUCAUAUCUUGGGUUCCACAGACCUCGCCUAUCAAGCUUCGCAUGCUCUACGCCAGUACAAUGGAAUAUUUGAAGAAGGCAGUCAAUAUGAGUGUUUUUAUUCAUGCUGAUGAUCAAGAGGACAUUGAGUGGGAGGAGUUGGUCAAGGCUGCAAGUGGUGGCAAAGCCAAAUGAGGCCACCAUUCAGGACUCCAAGGCAUGAUUAUUGGUUUUUACCAAGUAAUUUAAAAUGCCUCUCAAAUUCAUCUUUCUUUUUUAUCUUUGUUCUAGACAAGGAUCUGAAACAAUCAAGCUUCUUCUCCCA